This is a messenger RNA of Lithohypha guttulata, 714 nucleotides long. RefSeq lists its product as uncharacterized. The record is from RefSeq and is a predicted model, not a curated record. The transcript has a single exon. Lineage: Eukaryota; Fungi; Ascomycota; Eurotiomycetes; Chaetothyriales; Trichomeriaceae. The coding region runs from base 1 to 714 and encodes 237 amino acids.
AUGGCAGACUCUAAUCACACUCCAGGUAGCCGAGCUAUCAAGAUACCUACGUCGAGACUCAAGAAUGAGAGCUUCAAUACUCCUUCUCACCGUCGACCGAAACGGAGUGACCGAAUGCAACGAGACGAUAGCGGUACAGAAGGCUCAAGCUCUAGUUUUGACACAACCCCCGCCUCAAUGUCGGCUUCAGAGCGAAGAGAGGCAACACUUCUGCGUACAAGCCAGACGAUAGCUUCGCCUGCGAAUAUACAACCAUCAACUUACACCUUUACAGCACAAGCCGAAGCCCACACUUCUCAACGCAAAGACAAGCAUAGAGCAACCUACGACGUACGACCUCCAGAGUCCGUACCUGUGACUACACUGCAAUCUACCCACGACUACACAUCUCCACUAAGUCCGAGCAUGCUAUCCUCGUCCUCUUACAAGUCCAUCAACCUCACGAACCACAUGUCAGGUCCAGACGAGCCAGCAAGAAUCAUUACCUACACAAAGCACAGUCAAGGUUUCACCUGGAAUGACGAGCUAUUCUUGCCCAGUUACCUUGUGGGCCGCAGAUACAGAGGUUCAAAAGCUAGGUGGAGAUGGGGACAGGACGACGAAGAUGACAUGGAUAUUGACGAGGGAGAUCUACCUUUUGAUGAGGAGGUUGAUCGGUGUCCGGUUGCUGAUAUUUUCGUGACGGAUGAGGAGGCUGCUGCCAUGCUGCCAUGA